Molecule: messenger RNA, 606 nt
Organism: Angiostrongylus costaricensis
Lineage: Eukaryota; Metazoa; Nematoda; Chromadorea; Rhabditida; Metastrongylidae
Source: the annotation of a GenBank genome assembly
AUGUCUUUAUCCUCCCGAUCAUCUGGAUCUGGUAGUCGUGCAGCUUCUCCUGAAGAUGAAAACGGGAAGCCUAGACCUGAGUCACCCGCUUUAUCAGCAGCUCUGAAACAAGAUCGAUAUGCAGAUCUUAAGCGACGUUCGGCUAAUGCCUUUACCGUGUUCGCUAAUGAGGAACGAGAGAAAUUGAUGAAAACUCAUCCCGACUUACCGAUGGGGCUCGUUACGCGGAUGAUGGUUGAGAAGUGGAGGACUCUUGACAAUGAGGCGAGGAAACCCUAUUUCGAAGCGUCUCGUGUUUCUGCUACUAAAACGAAAGACAUCACGGAGGAGUUCAUGCCAGCAACAGUUCCUGCGAAAAAACUGCGCACGUCUGCUCCGUGUACGUCUUCAGGUCUUACUAUACCUGCAAGCGAACAAGUUCCUGCUUUAGACAGUACUUCAAAGCAACCUGAGAGGGUGAUAAUUGUGCAAGCGCGAAACCAGCUUGGUAUUCAAGUCAAAGUCAAGAUUAAGAAGUCAUACGGCGGUAUAGCACCAACUGGUUGGGAGUGCUACUCGUACAUUGUCUAUCUGAAAUCUGUCGGAUUGACGCUGGCGGUUUUGUGA